AUGGCUCGAAUGGAUACAAUUAGAGUGAUGCUUGCUCUUGUUGCACAGAGAGGCUGGAUUGUGUAUCAACACGACAUCAAAUCAGCAUCCUUGCAUGGUGAAUUAAUUGAAGAUGUCUAUGUCGAGCAACCUUUGGGGUAUGAGAAGAAAGGAGAAGAGGAUAAAAUUUACAAGCACCUCGUGCUUGGUUUAGUCGAAUUGAUGCCCACUUCAACAAAGAAGGAUUUCAGAAAUGUAGCAGUGAGUAGACCAUUUUUUCUAAAAUUGGCAGUGAAGGAAAAAUCUUGCGAGAGAAUUCAAAACCUCUAUGAUCGAGUUCAAUAUGAGUGUCCAGGAUCAGAGAAAGAAGCAAACUAUGCCAACAUAGAUUGA
Asparagus officinalis (garden asparagus) is the source of this 372-nucleotide messenger RNA. RefSeq lists its product as uncharacterized. Lineage: Eukaryota; Viridiplantae; Streptophyta; Magnoliopsida; Asparagales; Asparagaceae. The record is from RefSeq and is a predicted model, not a curated record. The transcript has 2 exons. Bases 1 to 372 code for a protein of 123 amino acids.